This is a messenger RNA of Mus pahari (shrew mouse), 3539 nucleotides long. RefSeq names its product elastin (gene Eln). The transcript has 37 exons. The record is from RefSeq and is a predicted model, not a curated record. Lineage: Eukaryota; Metazoa; Chordata; Mammalia; Rodentia; Muridae. Bases 77 to 2584 code for a protein of 835 amino acids. Gene Ontology annotation, molecular function: extracellular matrix structural constituent.
GCAGCCUACCAGGCAGCAAUUACGCUUUGGGGAUAAAACGAGGCGCAGAGAGCAGGCUGGGGCAGUCCUCCCCGAGAUGGCGGGUCUGACAGCGGUAGUCCCGCAGCCUGGCGUCUUGCUGAUCCUCUUGCUCAACCUCCUCCAUCCCGCGCAGCCUGGAGGGGUUCCAGGAGCUGUGCCUGGCGGACUUCCUGGUGGAGUUCCCGGUGGAGUCUAUUAUCCAGGGGCUGCUAUUGGAGGCCUGGGAGGAGGAGGAGCUCUGGGACCUGGAGGAAAACCACCUAAGCCAGGUGCCGGGCUUCUGGGAACGUUUGGAGCAGGUCCUGGAGGACUUGGAGGUGCUGGCCCCGGGGCAGGUCUUGGGGCCUUUCCUGCAGGCACCUUCCCAGGGGCAGGAGCUCUGGUGCCCGGGGGAGCAGUGGGAGCUGCUGCGGCUUAUAAAGCUGCCGCCAAAGCUGGGGCUGGGCUUGGUGGCGUUGGCGGAGUCCCUGGCGGUGUUGGAGUUGGAGUCCCUGGCGGUGUUGGUGGUACUGGUAGCCUCGGUGGUUUAGGAGUCUCGACAGGUGCUGUGGUGCCCCAAGUCGGAGCUGGCAUCGGAGCUGGAGGAAAGCCUGGGAAAGUUCCUGGUGUUGGUCUUCCAGGUGUAUACCCAGGCGGAGUGCUCCCAGGAACAGGAGCUCGGUUCCCUGGCGUGGGGGUGCUCCCUGGCGUUCCCACUGGCACAGGAGUCAAAGCCAAGGCUCCAGGUGGAGGUGGUGCUUUUGCUGGAAUCCCAGGGGUCGGACCCUUUGGGGGUCAGCAGCCUGGUGUCCCGCUGGGUUAUCCCAUCAAAGCCCCAAAGCUGCCAGGUGGCUACGGACUGCCCUAUACCAAUGGGAAAUUGCCCUAUGGAGUAGCUGGUGCAGGGGGCAAGGCCGGCUACCCAACAGGGACAGGGGUCGGAUCCCAGGCGGCAGCGGCAGCAGCUAAAGCAGCGAAGUAUGCAGGUGCUGGAGGAGCUGGAGUCCUCCCUGGCGUUGGAGCGGGUGGCAUUCCUGGUGGUGCUGGCGCAAUUCCUGGGAUUGGAGGCAUUGCAGGCGCUGGAACUCCUGCAGCAGCUGCUGCUGCAAAGGCUGCUGCUAAGGCCGCUAAGUAUGGAGCUGCUGGAGGUUUAGUGCCUGGUGGACCAGGAGUUAGGCUCCCAGGUGCUGGAAUCCCAGGUGUUGGUGGCAUCCCAGGUGUUGGUGGCAUUCCAGGUGUUGGUGGCAUCCCAGGUGUUGGGGGCCCUGGUAUUGGAGGUCCAGGCAUUGUGGGUGGACCAGGAGCUGUGUCACCAGCUGCAGCUGCUAAAGCUGCUGCCAAAGCUGCCAAAUACGGAGCCAGAGGUGGAGUUGGCAUCCCGACAUAUGGGGUUGGUGCUGGUGGCUUUCCUGGCUAUGGUGUUGGAGCUGGAGCUGGACUUGGAGCAGGUGCAAGCCCAGCUGCUGCUGCCGCUGCUGCCAAAGCUGCCAAAUAUGGUGCUGGAGGAGCUGGAACCCUGGGUGGCCUGGUGCCAGGUGCAGUACCAGGUGCCCUGCCAGGUGCAGUACCAGGUGCCCUGCCAGGUGCGGUACCAGCUGUGCCGGGCACUGGUGGAGUGCCAGGAGCAGGGACCCCUGCAGCUGCAGCUGCCGCCGCUGCCGCCAAGGCAGCCGCCAAAGCAGGUUUGGGCACUGGUGUUGGUGUGGUUCCCGGUGGAGUUGGUGUUGGUGGGGUUCCCGGUGGAGUCGGCCCUGGUGGUGUUACUGGUAUCGGAGCUGGUCCUGGCGGUCUUGGAGGAGCAGGGUCGCCGGCUGCCGCCAAAUCUGCUGCUAAGGCAGCUGCCAAAGCCCAGUACAGAGCUGCCGCUGGGCUUGGAGCUGGUGUCCCUGGAUUUGGGGCCGGUGCUGGUGUCCCCGGAUUUGGGGCCGGUGCUGGUGUCCCUGGAUUUGGGGCCGGUGCUGGUGUCCCUGGAUUUGGGGCUGGAGCAGUACCUGGAUCCCUGGCUGCCUCCAAAGCUGCUAAAUAUGGAGCAGCAGGUGGCCUUGGUGGGCCUGGAGGUCUCGGUGGGCCUGGAGGUCUCGGUGGACCUGGAGGUCUCGGUGGGGCUGGUGUUCCUGGUGGAGUAGCAGGAGCUGCACCCCCCGCUGCUGCUGCCGCUGCUGCCAAAGCUGCUGCUAAGGCUGCCCAGUAUGGCCUUGGUGGAGCCGGAGGAUUAGGGGCCGGUGGACUGGGAGCCGGUGGACUGGGAGCUGGUGGACUGGGAGCCGGUGGACUGGGAGCCGGUGGACUGGGAGCCGGUGGACUGGGAGCUGCAGGCCUUGGAGGUGUGUCCCCUGCAGCAGCUGCGAAGGCAGCCAAAUAUGGUGCUGCUGGCCUUGGAGGUGUCCUAGGAGCCAGGCCAUUCCCAGGUGGAGGAGUUGCAGCAAGACCUGGCUUUGGACUCUCUCCGAUUUACCCAGGUGGCGGUGCUGGGGGCCUGGGAGUCGGUGGAAAACCCCCGAAGCCCUAUGGAGGAGCCCUUGGAGCCCUGGGAUACCAAGGCGGGGGCUGCUUUGGGAAAUCCUGUGGCCGGAAGAGAAAGUGAUCUUCUGAGGGCCCCUGACUCGCGACCUCAUCAACGUUGGUGCUACUGCUUGGUGGAGAAUGUAAACCUUCUAUGACCACCCCCUACUCCAUCCCCCUGACCCCCCACCUGGGAGGGGACAACAGGCCAGUGGCCUUGGAAACCCACAGGACAAGGAGAUCAGACAGCAGCAGCCAUGCAGUCCUAACCAGAAACUUGCCCCCUACAUCAGAGGCCAGGGCGGGUGUCCCAUCUCUUCCCACCCAGGAGCUCCACCCCCACAGUCUCCAUCUCCAAGGGAAAUUGGUGCUACAUGUUGGUGCUUCUUCUUCGUGGGGGGAGGGAGGGGGGAAGGGUAUCCCAGGGGGGAUUGCCCCCUUCCCUGAAGCCCCUCUAUUAAGAUGGUGCACACCUUUGUUGGGCAGUCCCACCUCCCCCUGCCCACCAGGAGCCAUUCCUGGCUGCAUCCCAUUGGUACCCAGAUACCGGAAGCCUUGACGAUGGAUUUGGUGACAUGAUCCCUCUCUCUUUGGGUCCCCUUGUCCCUGUCUCCCGUUACCAAUAGCUACUUCCCGAGUCUGGGACACCCUGGAGUCAGAUGGCUCUUCACACUGGGAAUAGCUCCCUUGUUCUUAUGGAAUCCACCUGCCAACCACCCAUCCACCUACUCAUCCGUCCAUUUGUCCAUCCGUCCAUCCAUCUAUCUGUCUGUCCAUCCUGACUGCCUAGUGCCACUAAGCUGGCUGGGCAUACCCACUAUCAACCUGGUUCACCUGUCAUGGCAGCCUGUCCCCGUCCCCACCACACACCCCGAUGCUGGCCUAGGGUGCAGAGGGUUGUGUGGGCUGGUUGUCCCCACAUGCAGUACUGUAACCCCGUCCUUCCUGGAGCCACUCUUACAGAGCAUGUCUCGCCACCCCACCUCUUUGUGUCUCGCUGUGAUAGAUCAAUAAAAUAUUUUAUUUUUUGUCCUGGA